Molecule: messenger RNA, 3340 nt
Organism: Equus quagga
Lineage: Eukaryota; Metazoa; Chordata; Mammalia; Perissodactyla; Equidae
Gene: PIP5K1A
Product: phosphatidylinositol-4-phosphate 5-kinase type 1 alpha
Exons: 24
Coding region: 415-3219 (934 amino acids)
Biological process (GO): phosphatidylinositol metabolic process
Molecular function (GO): phosphatidylinositol kinase activity
Source: RefSeq, a predicted model, not a curated record
CGGCCGGGUUGGGCGACAAAUAGGCUGUGGCUAGGGAGGAGGGGGAGAGGGCAUUUGCUCCUUCGGGACUUCUCACGCCUCCUAAUUCCGUUGGGUGUGGUUUGGUCCGCACACAGGGUCCCGCAAGCCAGCUUAAGCCCACUCCCUUGUGAAAGGGGAAAGUAGCUCCCGCGGAAAGCAGUUAAAGUUGAGGGGAGUGUGAGAGACGGAGUUCUCCCCCAUGCUAGCCGAAUGGUGCGGCCCUGAGGUGGUCCUGGAGCCGGCCCGACGUGUCUGAGAGAGGCCCCAGGGGGGCGGGGAGGUGGCCCGCGGAACGCGGGUUCUGUGAGGAGACGUGGGGAAGAUUCGACUCUGAGAAGAGGAAGAGCCGGAUUGAAAGGGAGCGAGGCCGCUGAGGGGGAGGGGGCUGCCAAGAUGGCGUCGGCCUCCUCUGGGCCGUCGGCGGUCGGGGUUUCAUCCGUGGAUCCCGGGGUCUCUUCCGGUGCCUCGUCCUCAGUGGAAGCUAUAGCCUGUGAACUGAACAACAGAGAUAACACCAGACCAAAGAAAGAACUGGGUUUCAACUUUCUGUGCUGUGGGGUCAACCGUAAGAGAGCAUCUGGAAUCAAGAGACCCAUGGCACCUGAGGUGCCUUGUUCCUCUGGCAUGCCCAUCAAGAAAAUAGGCCACCGAAGUGUUGAUUCCUCAGGAGAGACAACAUAUAAAAAGACAACCUCAUCAGCCUUGAAAGGUGCCAUCCAGUUAGGCAUUACUCACACUGUGGGGAGUCUGAGUACCAAACCAGAGCGAGAUGUCCUCAUGCAAGACUUCUACGUGGUGGAGAGUAUCUUCUUCCCCAGUGAAGGGAGCAACCUGACUCCUGCUCAUCACUACAAUGACUUUCGGUUCAAGACCUAUGCACCUGUUGCCUUCCGCUACUUUCGCGAGUUAUUUGGUAUCCGGCCUGAUGAUUACUUGUACUCCCUCUGCAGUGAGCCACUGAUUGAACUCUGCAGCUCCGGGGCUAGUGGCUCCCUCUUCUAUGUGUCCAGCGACGACGAAUUCAUCAUUAAAACAGUUCAACAUAAAGAGGCGGAGUUUCUGCAGAAGCUGCUGCCAGGAUAUUACAUGAACCUCAACCAGAACCCUCGGACUUUGCUGCCUAAAUUCUAUGGACUGUACUGUGUGCAGGCAGGUGGUAAGAACAUUCGAAUUGUGGUGAUGAACAAUCUCUUACCACGGUCUGUCAAGAUGCAUAUCAAAUAUGACCUCAAGGGCUCAACCUACAAACGGCGGGCUUCCCAAAAAGAGCGAGAGAAGCCUCUCCCCACCUUUAAAGACCUGGACUUCUUACAAGACAUCUCCGAUGGUCUCUUUUUGGAUGCCGACAUGUACAAUGCUCUGUGUAAGACCCUGCAGCGCGACUGUUUGGUACUGCAGAGCUUCAAGAUCAUGGACUAUAGCCUCUUGAUGUCAAUCCAUAACAUAGAUUAUGCACAACGAGAGCCCUUAGGCAAUGAAGCACAACACUCAGUUGACACUCGCAGACCAGCCCCCCAAAAGGCUCUCUAUUCCACUGCCAUGGAAUCUAUCCAGGGCGAGGCUCGGCGAGGUGGCACUAUGGAGACUGAUGACUAUAUGGGUGGCAUCCCUGCCCGGAACAGUAAAGGGGAAAGGCUGCUGCUUUAUAUUGGGAUCAUUGACAUUCUACAGUCUUACAGGUUUAUUAAGAAGUUGGAGCACUCUUGGAAAGCUCUGGUACAUGAUGGGGACACUGUAUCGGUGCAUCGCCCAGGCUUCUAUGCUGAACGAUUCCAGCGCUUCAUGUGCAACACAGUGUUCAAGAAGAUCCCCUUGAAGCCUUCUCCUUCCAAAAAGUUUCGGUCUGGAUCGUCUUUUUCUCGGCGAUCAGGCCCCAGCAGCAACUCCUGCGUUACUUACCAGCCAUCGGUCUCUGGGGAACACAAGGCACAAGUGACAACAAAGGCGGAAGUGGAGCCAGGCGUCCACUUCGGUCGUCCUGAUGUUUUACCUCAGACUCCACCUUUGGAGAAAAUGAGUGAGGUCUCGACUAUUCCUGACCCCUAUCUCUCACCUGUAGUUGGAGAGACUUUGCAAAUGCUAACUACAAGUGUGGACAACAGUGAGUAUAUGCGGAAUGGGGACUUCUUACCCACCAGGCUGCAGGCCCAACAGGACGCCGUUAACAUAGUAUGUCACUCCAAAACCCGCAGCAACCCUGAGAACAACGUGGGCCUCAUCACCUUGGCCAAUGAUUGUGAAGUGCUGACCACACUUACCCCUGAUACCGGCCGCAUCCUGUCCAAGCUCCACACUGUCCAACCCAAGGGCAAGAUCACCUUUUGCACUGGCAUCCGUGUGGCACAUCUGGCUCUGAAGCACCGACAAGGCAAGAAUCACAAGAUGCGCAUCAUUGCCUUUGUGGGAAGCCCGGUAGAGGACAAUGAGAAGGAUCUGGUGAAACUGGCUAAACGCCUCAAGAAGGAGAAAGUAAAUGUUGACAUUAUCAAUUUUGGGGAAGAGGAGGUGAACACAGAAAAGCUGACAGCCUUUGUCAACACAUUGAAUGGCAAAGAUGGAACCGGUUCUCAUCUGGUGACAGUGCCUCCAGGGCCCAGUUUGGCUGAUGCCCUCAUCAGUUCUCCGAUUCUGGCUGGUGAAGGCGGUGCCAUGCUGGGUCUUGGUGCCAGUGACUUUGAAUUUGGAGUGGAUCCCAGUGCCGAUCCUGAGCUAGCCCUGGCCCUUCGUGUUUCUAUGGAAGAGCAGCGACAGCGGCAGGAGGAGGAAGCACGGCGGGCAGCUGCAGCCUCUGCUGCUGAGGCUGGGAUUGCUACGACUGGGACUGAAGACUCAGACGAUGCCCUGCUUAAGAUGACCAUCAGCCAGCAGGAGUUCAGCCGCACUGGGCUCCCUGACCUAAGCAGUAUGACUGAAGAAGAGCAGAUCGCUUAUGCCAUGCAGAUGUCCCUGCAGGGCACAGAGUUCGGCCAGGCGGAAUCAGCUGACAUUGAUGCUAGUUCAGCCAUGGACACAUCUGAGCCUGCUAAGGAGGAGGAUGAUUAUGACGUGAUGCAGGAUCCUGAGUUCCUUCAGAGUGUCCUGGAGAACCUUCCAGGCGUGGAUCCCAACAACGAGGCCAUUCGAAAUGCCAUGGGCUCCCUGGCUUCCCAGGCCACCAAGGAUAACAAGAAAGACAAGAAGGAGGAGGACAAGAAGUGAGACUGGAGGGAAAGGGUGGCUGAGCCUGCUCAUGGUGCUGCAUAGGCCGGGGUGGGACAUGCAGUUAGAUAUGUUAACUGGAACCAUUACAACCUAAAUAAAGCUUGGCAACUUUUUUUUC